This is a messenger RNA of Megalobrama amblycephala (Wuchang bream), 3906 nucleotides long. Its product is annotated as NACHT, LRR and PYD domains-containing protein 12-like. Bases 340 to 3774 code for a protein of 1144 amino acids. Gene Ontology annotation, molecular function: protein binding. NCBI's taxonomy places the organism in Eukaryota, Metazoa, Chordata, Actinopteri, Cypriniformes, Xenocyprididae. The transcript has 15 exons. The record is from RefSeq and is a predicted model, not a curated record.
GGACCCGCCUCUUAUAGCAACUUCACCUGUAAAUUAAUUGCAUGGAUCUGCACUUCGGAUUCUAACAGAAAAAGUAGCCCAUCUGGGUGUCUUUGGAGUAUCCUAUUCAUUUCAACAUACUUCGAUUUGGGACACACUAUUUCUCAUUUCGAACACUAUUUAUGACGGAUACUAAUUGGGAAGUAGCUGAAUGAAAGUGAAAGUAAAAUCCAUCGGCCUAUGUUGUUAUUUAAGAAAACAGAAACAUCUCGCCUAUAAAAUCAAAUAGUUUCCUUCAUGUAGAUUUUCUUGACGAAACAUCAAUGUCCACAAACACUUUUCCAUUGAGGUCAGUACCCCAUGAAGAGUGACCGGUUAAUGGAUCCUCCCAUUAAAUUUAGUGGACACACUGAUCCUGGGUUUAGAUCGGACCCUCCAGAACCCAGUUGUGUGUCCAUGAAGAGUGACCGGUCAAUGGAUCCUCCCGUUAAAUUUAGUGGACACACUGAUCCUGGGUUUAGAUCGGACCCUCCAGAACCCAGUUGUGUGUCCAUGAAGAGUGACCGGUCAAUGGAUCCUCCCGUUAAAUUUAGUGGACACACUGAUCCUGGGUUUAGACCAAACCUUCCUGAAUCCAGCUGUGUGUCCAUGAAGAGUGACCGGUCAAUGGAUCCUCCUAUUAAAUUUAGUGGACACACUGAUCCUGGGUUUAGACCUGAUCCUCCAGAAUCCAGCUGUGUGUCCAUGAAGAGUGACCGGUCAAUGGAUCCUCCCAUUUACUUUAGUGGACACACUGAUCCUGGGUUUAGUAGUGGCCCUCAACAUGCCAAAUUCCUCAAGACAUUCAGAUCAAAUCUGAGGAAGAAGUUUCAGUGUCUGUAUGAGGGAACAGCAAAGCAGGGAAACCCAACACUGCUGAAUGAGAUCUACACAGAGCUCUACAUCACAGAGAGUGAUUGUGGAGAGAUCAAUAAUGAGCAUGAGGUGAGACAGAUUGAGACUCAAUCCAGCAGAGCAACAAAAGAGGACACACCGAUCAAAUGCAAUGACAUCUUUAGACCUUUACCUGGACAAGACAAACCCAUCAGAACUGUGCUGACAAAGGGAGUCGCUGGCAUCGGAAAAACAGUCUCUGUGCAGAAGUUCAUCCUGGACUGGGCUGAAGGGAAAGAGAAUCAGGACGUCCAGCUCAUAUUUCCUCUUCCUUUCAGAGAGCUCAACUUGAUGAAGGACAAACCACUCAGUCUUUCAGAGCUUCUUCAUGUCUUUUUCCCUGAAACAAAAGAAAUUAAUCCAUUCAGUGAUGAAUAUAAAGUUGUCUUUGUUUUUGAUGGUCUGGAUGAGUGUCGUCUGUCUCUGGACUUCAGUGUGAAACUGUGUAAUAUUUCUGAAUCAGCCUCAGUGGACGUGCUGCUGACGAACCUCAUUACAGGGAAUCUGCUCCCCUCUGCUCUCAUCUGGAUCACCUCCAGACCCGCAGCAGCUGAUCUCGUCCCGUCUGAGUGUGUCCAUCGAGUGACAGAGGUACGAGGCUUCAAUGAGCCACAGAAGGAGGAAUACUUCAGGAAGAGAAUCGAUGAUCAGAGUCUGGCUGAUAAAAUCAUCACACACCUGAAGUCCUCAAGGAGCCUCUUCAUCAUGUGUCACAUCCCAGUGUUCUGCUGGAUCUCAGCCACUGUUCUAGAGAAGAUGUUGAGUGAAGCAGAGAGUGGAGAGAUUCCCAAGACUCUCACUCAAAUGUACACAAACUUCCUGAUCAUUCAGACCAUCAAACAUGAGAAGGACUAUGAGAAGAAAGUGAAAGAUGAAGACAUGAUCCUCAAACUGGGGAAACUGGCUUUCCAGCAGCUUAUGAAAGGAAACCUGAUCUUCUAUGAGGAAGACCUGAGAGAGUGUGGCAUUGAUGAGACAGAAGCAUCAGUGUACUCAGGACUGUGCACUCAGAUCUUCAGACAGGAGUUGGGCUUGUAUCAGGGGAAAGUCUUCAGCUUUGUUCAUCUGAGCAUUCAGGAGCAUCUAGCAGCUCUUUAUGUGCUGCAUUCAUUCCUGCUGUACAAGAGGGAUGUGCUCAAUGAAAACCUCAGCUCUAAACAUUCACAUGAGUUCACGUGUCACACAAUAUCUGACCUGCAUCAGAGAGCCGUAGACAAGGCUCUGCAGAGUAAUAAUGGACAUCUGGAUCUUUUCCUGCGGUUCCUUCUGGGUCUCUCGCUGGAGUCCAAUCAGAUGCUCCUGAAAGACCUUCUGACACAUGUUAGAAACAUCUCGUACAGUAAAGAGAAAACGGUUGAAUACAUUCAAACAAGGAUAAGAAUGAAUCCCUCACCAGAGAAAUCCAUCAAUCUGUUCCACUGUUUAAAUGAACUGGGUGAUCGUUUUCUCGUAAAUGAAAUCCAGGAGUGUCUCAGAUCUAGAGGUCUUUCAACCACCAAACUGUCCUCAUCACAGUGGUCAGCCGUUGUCUUUGUUUUAUUAACCUCUGAGUGUUUGGAUGAGUUUCAUUUGAGUAAAUACAUAAGCGGAUAUACAUCACCGGAUGAAGUACUUCAGAAGCUCUUGCCUGUAGUUGAAGCCUCCAGAUCAGCAAAGUUGGAUUAUUGUAAUAUCACAGAUGAAGGUUGUGCUGCUCUGACUUCAUCUCUGAGAUCAAACUCACUCCUCAGAGAACUGGAUCUGACUUGGAAUAAAAUAGGAGAUGAAGGUCUGACGCUGCUCUCUGAUGGACUGAAGGAUCCUCACUGUAAACUGGAGAAACUGACGUUGUGUAGGUGUAAUAUCACAGAUGAAGGUUGUGCUGUUCUGGCUUCAGCUCUGAGAUCAAACUCACACCUCAGAGAACUGGAUCUGUCUAAUAAUAUAAUAGGAGGUGAAGGUCUGACGCUGCUCUCUGAUGGACUGAAGGAUCCUCACUGUAAACUGGAGAAACUGACGUUGUGUAGGUGUAAUAUCACAGAUGAAGGUUGUGCUGUUCUGGCUUCAGCUCUGAGAUCAAACUCACACCUCAGAGAACUGGAUCUGUCUAAUAAUAUAAUAGGAGGUGAAGGUCUGAUGCUGCUCUCUGAUGGACUGAAGGAUCCUCACUGUAAACUGGAGAAACUAAAGUUGGAUCAGUGUAAUAUCACAGCUGAAGGUUGUGCUGCUCUGGCUUCAGCUAUGAGAUCAAACUCACAUCUCAGAGAACUGAAUCUGUCUGAGAAUAAAAUACGAGAUAAAGGACUGAUGCUGCUCUCUGAUGGACUGAAGGAUCCUCACUGUAAACUGGAGAAACUGAAGUUGAGUCGGUGUAAUAUCACAGCUGAAGGUUGUGCUGCUCUGGCUUCAGCUCUGAGAUCAAACUCACACCUCAGAGAACUGGAUCUGACUGGGAAUAAAAUAGGAGAUGAAGGUCUGACGCUGCUCUCUUAUGGACUGAAGGAUCCUCACUGUAAACUGGAGAAACUGAUGUUGUGUAGGUGUAAUAUCACAGAUGAAGGUUGUGCUGCUCUGGCUUCAGCUCUGAGAUCAAACUCACACCUCAGAGAACUGGAUCUGUCUGAGAAUAAAAUAGGAGGUCGAGGUCUGACUCUGCUCUCUGGUGGACUGAAGGAUCCUCACUGUAAACUGGAGAAACUGAGGUUGAUAAAGUGUAAUAUCAAAGAUGAAAGUUGUGCUGCUCUGACUUCAGCUCUGAGAUCAAACUCACACCUCAGAGAACUGGAUCUGUCUAGGAAUAAUAUAAGAAAUGCAAGUAGGAAGAGUCUCUCUGCUUUAAAAGAUGAUCCACAUUAUAAACUUGAGACACUGGGCUUUUGGUGAUGGUGAAUAUGGAGCCACAAUAGAGACAUCAUCAUCAACACUGAAGUCACAUGACCUUACCCAUACUGGACUUUACUGUAUAUAAAUGUACAUGAUUUUUUGUAUAAGAUCUAAUAAACUUCCUCUCAUUCA